AUGUACAUUCCGAAUUCCAAAUGGACCUGGCUAUUUGUUGCCAUUGCUGUCAUCCAGGCUGCUGUGAUUCUCGGCCUCGAGGCAUAUGUUUUUGCUGAUUUUCAGAUCCACCUUGAAACCCCUGCAGACUCAAAAAGCACAUCAAAGACAAUCCCGACUUUUCUUUCGCUCUAUAUUUUCGGUUUCGUCUACGAAUUGGUUUUGGUUUACGAUGCCCUUCGGCUCAAGAACACUAUCCAGAUUAUUGGACUCUGUAUCUGCAACGUUGGACUGCUGAUCUACGGUGCUGUGCAAAUCGAACAGAUCCAGGAUGCGGUCGCAUCCUUGCAUCAUUAUUUGGACGAUGACCUUUGGCAAAAAGCCAAACCAAUUCUCAUCGCAAUCCCUUGCAUUCUUGCUUUCACCUCAAUUUUGAUGGUUUUCGUGGCUUGGAAACUGUACGAUGAAUUUGCAUGGACUAUUUACAAACACAUCAGUGCCGAUCUGCGUAUGAAGAGACGAUAUCUCACCUACCAGAUCUACAUUGCGUUGCUGAAGUUUGAUUUCUUUUUCUUCUUGGGAUUCACCGUACAAUUCGUGGUGAUUGUCACCGGCAAAACUGAUACUGAAUUUGCUUUGACACUCGCUGCCAUCCCAGUCACCAUUAUCAUUCUCUUCUUCGCCGCAUACUUCACGAGACGCGAGAGUACUCCUGGGAUGCUCGUCAUUAUUCUUUUGUAUUUCGGUGCCUUGGCGUACUUCCUCUUCAAGUUGGUACGCAUGUAUCAGCCAGCCAAGGAGGCGGAAUAUGCCCCAGCACGACGAUCAUUGACUUUCUUUGCCGUCAUUACCCUAUUCCUCAUUGUAGGAACAAUUAUUAACGCGAUUUUAUGCACAAACAAUUUCCAUAAGGGACUCAAACCUCAUAUCUGGAAGAUUCGUAGAAGCAACGAUGAGGAGAAGUCUACCGAACUAGGCUCAAGAGUGCCUGGCGAAGGGAUUCCCGCACGGAUGAUGAUUGACUAA
Talaromyces proteolyticus is the source of this 1005-nucleotide messenger RNA. RefSeq lists its product as uncharacterized. Bases 1 to 1005 code for a protein of 334 amino acids. The record is from RefSeq and is a predicted model, not a curated record. Gene Ontology annotation, cellular component: Golgi apparatus. Lineage: Eukaryota; Fungi; Ascomycota; Eurotiomycetes; Eurotiales; Trichocomaceae. The transcript is spliced from 4 exons.